Molecule: messenger RNA, 9502 nt
Organism: Oppia nitens
Lineage: Eukaryota; Metazoa; Arthropoda; Arachnida; Sarcoptiformes; Oppiidae
Gene: mask
Product: ankyrin repeat domain-containing protein 17-like
Exons: 8
Coding region: 333-9311 (2992 amino acids)
Biological process (GO): innate immune response
Cellular component (GO): cytoplasm
Molecular function (GO): protein binding; RNA binding
Source: RefSeq, a predicted model, not a curated record
CAUGAAAGGGUGCCAUUGGUGCACAUGUUAUGCUCCCUAUCAUAUGAGUGUAUAGUAUAAUGUACGUCAUGUCCCCCAUUGUUAUGUCCAAUGAGUGGAGAACUAUAGGCAACCCUCACUUGAAUUGUAACAAUUGAUGUAUACAUACAAAGGCUAUACAUUUAACAUACAUAUCAUGAGUACUACUACUGUAUGUAAUAUCGAGUGAACUCUGAGUGAAACGUAAAUAAGGUUUUGAUUGAAGUGAUUAUCAAAAUUGUGAAACAAAUCGCCAUUAAGUUUAUGUCAUAUAAUCGCCGACUAUUUUGGUGGCCAAAUGUCCGCAACAAUUCAUGUCAGCCACAGAUUAUCGCAGCGAUAAACACAUUAAGAUAGACACCAAUCGCAUGAGUGAUCACACGAGUAGUACGAGUGGUAGUAGUGAUCGCCAAACAAAUUGUGUGAAAAUGCAAAAUGCAUUGCAAGACAAUAACACUACCAUUGAUCAGACGGACAUCAAUUGUGAUGAUCAACAACACCGCAUGACAUCCGUUAACAAGUGGUGCCAAGAUAUGACUGCCCAGAAGAGUGUCCAAACAGCGGCCACCGCCAAGUGUUCGUCACCUAAACUCAAUCUAAUGGCUGAACUGUUUGAGUCCGAAGAAGAGGACGACGACAACUCUGAGGUUGAAUCGUUCACUUUAGACGAAGAGUCGUCGGUCAUGGACUCGAAGACUUCCAAAUUUUUAUUGUCCGCCGAAACAUGUGAUUCCAAACUAACAUCCCAUAUGGAUGCCCAGUCCAGGACUAACUUAGAGGCACUUCUCGAUGGAGACAUAAUUAAAAAUCUAGAUAAACAACUCCUUGAUGCCGACAUAUUGAGACGUAUUGCUUCAUCAUUAGCCGUCAAUGAUGUUCAUCUGGCACUGGACGAGGCGGCCCAAGCCAUCGCUAAGAUGAGAAUUAACGAAUCGCAACUCACUUCGUUAACCAACGAUUCUCAACAUGAAUCGGAUGGCACGCAAGUUCUUACCUCUGAUGUCGAGGCUUCUCAUCUCAUCGAUGACACGGCUGACAGGUCUGAACGAUGCAGUGUUAACGAAGUAACAGAAGAAGGCGAGAGUUUUCUCUCGUUUGCUUGUGCUUCGGGUCACUACGAGUUGGCCAAACAACUGUUGGUUGCUCGCGCCAAUGUCGAGGACAGGGGUCUUAAGGACACGACACCACUUAUGGAAGCUGCCAGUGCUGGUCAUUUGAAAUUAGUAGAGCUUUUAAUUCAACACAACGCCGAAGUUAAUGCUCAAACAUCUCAAGGAAAUACUCCUCUCAUGUAUGCCUGUGCCGGCGGUCACGAAGAUGUAGUGCGAUUUCUAUUAAAACACGGAGCAAACGUCGAGGAUCACAAUGAGAAUGGACACACACCGCUGAUGGAGGCGGCCAGUGCUGGUCACGUCAAUGUCGCUGCUAUUCUAGUGGAAAGCGGGGCCAGUAUUAACACACACUCUAAUGAAUUCAAAGAAUCGGCCCUUACGUUAGCCUGUUAUAAGGGACACUUAGAAAUGGUUAGGUUUUUACUAGAAGCCGGUGCUGAUCAGGAACAUAAAACCGAUGAAAUGCAUACGGCGCUCAUGGAGGCUUCAAUGGAUGGACAUGUUGAAGUGGCACGACUACUUCUAGAUUCCGGUGCUCAAGUUAAUAUGCCGGCCGAUAGUUUUGAAUCACCAUUAACUCUGGCCGCUUGUGGAGGUCAUGUCGAGUUAGCGAUGCUUUUAUUGGAAAGAGGCGCUAAUAUCGAAGAAGUUAACGAUGAAGGAUAUACACCAUUAAUGGAAGCGGCCCGUGAAGGUCAUGAAGAAAUGGUAGCUUUACUUUUAAGUCAAGGCGCAGACAUCAACGCUCAAACUGAAGAAACUCAAGAAACAGCUUUAACAUUGGCCUGUUGUGGAGGUUUUAUUGAUGUCGCAGACUUUCUCAUCAAAGCCGGUGCCGAUAUUGAGGCCGGAGCUAACACCCCACUGAUGGAAGCGGCACAAGAGGGACAUCUCGAUCUUGUGCGUCAUCUGAUUAACUCUGGUGCCAAUGUCAACGCUACGACCAGUUCGGGCGAUACAGCAUUGAUGUAUGCGAGUGAAAAUGGUCACACAGAUGUGGCUGAGCUUCUUCUUCAAGCUGGUGCUCAUUUGGAACACGAAGCCGAAGGGGGGCGAACCUCUAUAAUGAAAGCCGCCCGCGCGGGACACUUGUGUACCGUUCAAUUUCUAAUCAACAAGGGUGCUAAUGUUAACAAAGUAACCACAAACAAUGAUCAUACACCAUUGUCAUUGGCCUGUGCGGGCGGCCAUUUAGCUGUUGUUGAACUACUGUUGGCCAACGGAGCCGAUCCCACUCAUCGUUUAAAAGACAGCUCAACAAUGCUUAUCGAGGCGGCCAAAGGCGGACACACAACUGUCGUUCAAUUGUUAAUUGAUUAUCCGACUAAUAUCAUGACACCGUCGCCAACUAACCAAUCAAUAACAAGUGAAAUCUCUUCACGGGUUCCCUCUCAUGGUCUUCAUAUUGACGAAACACCUUCGCGAACACAGUCUUCAAUACCUUCGAUUCAAUCAAAACUGAAUAUUCAAAAAUCUAUUUCUAAAAAGAGUUUAUCCAAAGAUAGCAGUUUACCGAAUGCAAGCAAUAAUCUUUCUAAUAAAGUAUCGGAUACUGUGGACAGUUAUGUCUCAUUUUCUAAAGGAAGAACAGCUAACAAAGUUCUGGAGCGAAGUUUGUCUGACAGUGGAAAUGGACUAUCUUUAACACCGCCAUCUAAUUUAGGCUUAUCUGAGUCGUCAGCUUUUUCAAGUAUUGAUGCUCUUAAAGAAGCCGAACGAUUAGAGGCACGAAUUAAUGAUAUGAUUCGACGAACUGACGAAUUGGAUCCGGCAAAGGAAGAACAAAUUCGACAAAAACAACAGAUUCUCGAGGAAUUGCAAAGAGUUGAACGCGAAUAUCAGGCUCAUUGGCAGCAACAGCUCAUACAGUGCUAUCAAGCAGGUCUAUCAUGUGGUCCCUCGUUAUCUCAAUUAUCAUCUAAUUUACCACCACUUGAUGCCAAUACUGUCAAUGCAAGCACUGCCUCCCAGGGAUUGCCUCUCUUUUUUGAUAAGUCAUUGAAAACCGAUUUGCCCUUUCAAUUGCCUUCUCCUAUAAGUCAAACUUCGUCCAUCGAUAUAACCUCUACCGAGUUUGCAAUGGUUCCGACACAGACAUCAAUAACUAAUACGAUCAACACGUCGACCAAUACAACUAAUUCGAUGGCAACACCUCCCGUUAACCGUCGGUUUCGGUCAAACAGUAAAAUUAAAAGCUUAUCGGCUAAACACGCUCAUCAAACGUGUGUCAAUACUAAUUAUAAGACUAAUUCAAUUCAAUUGAAUGCUGAAGAAGUGGAUAAACUAAAUAUGAAGAACACGAUUAACUCUGAACAACAAAGUACUGCUAGUAAUGUGUCGACUAUAGGCCAACAAACCCAAAAUCUACUGCAACAGCAACAGAUGAUUUUGUCAGAAUUGGCUCAAAAUUUUAGUUCACGACCCGAAACCUUACAGUUUCUUCAGGCGGCCGCUUCUAAUAUCAAAAUGGAUUCGUCGCUUCCGUUUUUGUUGCCAAGACUUUUUGAAUCAACCAAUUCUUUAACAAACCAAACCUCUGUCAUUCAAUCUCAUCAGAGUUUGUCUACCACACAGUCGACAACACAAACCAAUACUAUGACUAAUACGACAGCAAAUAAUGAGAAUACGAAAAAAUUAUUUCAGAUAUCGAAAACAACUAAAAAUACAACCAAAUCAGCUAAAGUUGAUAAUAGUUUUAAUGGUCAGCCAUUAUCAACGGUUACUCCCAAUGCAAGUGGUUUGCAUCAAUCGAAUCAAACAACGCAAACCUCUUCAUUUUUACAGUCAUUAACAAGUGAACAGUUAAUGUUACUUAAGAGUCAAUUUGCAGCCGCGUCUUCAACAGCCACUCAAACAGAUGAACACUUAUCAUCUUCAGCGCAGUCUGUUUUUAACUCUGGAAGUAAUUCUGCAAUAUAUUCAAUGGGAGCGCCAGCUUUCCCGGUGUCAUUAACACUAUCUCCGGUAACAGUAUCACCACAAUCGUCAACUACAACUGCUUCCAAUAUAUCAACAACUGUUCAAUCAUCGACAGUAAUACCCCAAUCAAUUGUUAGUGAUUCGACUACUAAUCAAAAUGAGACAAUUUCUUUAGUUACGCCUAUAAAUUCGACUCAAGUAUUAAGUUCAAUGACAACAACAGCUAUUGAAUCAGAUUCUUCUGCCAACACAACAACAUCUGAAAAUUUGAACGACAGCUCUGUCUUUUCAAACGUGUCAACAAUUAUAACGACUUCAUUAUCUCAAUCAGUGAAUAGUAUGUCUUUGGGUACAAACAUGUCAUAUUCGCUGCCAAAUUCUGUUGAUUUAUUACACACACAAUCAAUAGAUUCGUCUGAUUUAAUGCUUACGCCAUCAAACAAAUCGGAUCAAACAACUGUUACCAAUUCGACAAAUAUGAGAAUACCGUCUCCGCCACCAUUUUAUCCACCCGUGGAUUUAGACUCGCAAACUGAUAGCAAUCACGACACAGCACUCACGUUGGCCUGUGCUGGAGGUCAUGAAGAAUUGGUAUCUCUUUUACUGAACAGAGGUUCCGAAAUAGAGCACAGAGACAAAAAAGGAUUUACACCAUUGAUGUUGUCGGCAACCGCUGGCCAUCUUAAUGUUGUUGAAAUAUUAUUGAAUAAUGGUGCCGAUAUGGAAGCACAAUCUGAGAGAACAAAAGAUACUGCUUUAUCACUUGCUUGUUCCAGUGGUCGAUACGAAGUCGUAGAAUUGCUUUUGUCGAGAGGAGCUAAUAAAGAACACCGAAAUGUUUCCGAUUAUACACCAUUGAGUUUAGCUGCUUCUGGUGGUUACGUAAAUAUAAUCAAACUAUUGUUAAGUCAUGGCGCAGAAAUCAACUCACGAACGGGAUCUAAAUUGGGAAUAUCACCGCUUAUGUUGGCGGCAAUGAAUGGUCACGCGGCCACUGUUCGAUUGCUUCUGGAUAUGGGCAGUGAUAUCAACGCGCAAAUUGAGACCAAUCGAAAUACUGCGCUUACAUUAGCCUGUUUUCAGGGAAGAUGUGAAGUAGUAGGACUGUUGUUGGAUAGAAAGGCUAAUGUCGAACAUCGGGCCAAAACUGGUUUAACACCUUUGAUGGAAGCAGCGUCUGGUGGUUAUGUCGAAGUCGGUCGUGUUUUGCUCGAUAAAGGCGCCGAUGUAAAUGCAACUCCUGUUCCUUCAUCGAGAGACACUGCCCUUACAAUAGCAGCAGACAAAGGACACUAUCGUUUUGUUGAACUUCUAUUGUCACGAAAUGCGGCCAUUGAUGUCAAAAAUAAGAAGGGAAACUCUCCACUUUGGUUGGCCUGCAAUGGCGGACACAUCGAUGUAGUCCAGCUAUUGGUUAACGCAGGAUGUGAUAUCGAUAGUCAAGAUAAUCGUAAGGUUUCUUGUUUGAUGUCUGCCUUCCGCAAGGGUCACGUAAAAGUUGUCAAAUGGAUGGUUAAACACGUAAAUCAAUUUCCAUCUGAUCAGGAAAUUACAAGAUUUAUAGCAUUGAUUAACGAUAAAGAGUUAAUUAAGAAGACAAACCAAUGCGCAGAAAUAUUGCGUCAGGCAAAGGAACGACAGGCCGCUGAAGCCAAUAAAAAUGCUACGAUUUUGUUGGAAGAAAUUGAUUUGGAACGGACUCGGGAAGAGACACGAAAAGCAGCGGCCGCUCGAAGAAGAGAACGCAAACGAUUGAAGAAAAAAGAAAAACAAGAUUUGAUUAAAGCGUCUAAAACUACAGGUAGUACUGAUAAAGAUGGCAAACUGUUAAAGAUUGAAGACGACGAUGACAAUGAUGAUGACGAUAAUGAAGAUGACAAUGAAGAGGACGAUGAAAUUGUUGUCGAAGAAGUAACUCGAGUACCAGUGACUGUACCAACUUUACCCAAAGCACCCAAAUCUACAUCAAAUCAAUUUCCUAAAGAAAUACCAACUGAAGAAAAGAGAAAGAUUUCGUCAAAAGAGAACGAAAAGCCGAAAAAAUUGACAAACAAUUUAAUGACUCAAACUUCAAAUACUGUUAAUAAAAAGUCGGGUUUACCUCAAACAAGCUCUAAGAACAAGAAAAAAGAUGAACCAAACAUUUGCGUUGAGUUGAAUAACGAAAGACUAAAUAAUAAACUAAAUUCAUUGCAUUCUUCAAGUGGUCAUAAAGUGGUUUCCGAUAAUUCAAACCACAAGAACAAUGAAAUAUUCUCUGAAUUAUCUGUUGACACCAACGAAACGGCAAGUUCUACAAGUCAUCGAAGUCCUUGCAAUGUCCACAAAAUGACGACAUCGACAAACAAUGUGAGUAACAAUCAAACUAACAGUAAAAAGUGUCAAAAGCGUGAGGAAGGUUGGAAAGAAGUGGUUCGAAAAUCCAAGAAAGUUGUCGUGCCAUCCAAUGCUAUUAGUCGAGUGAUAGGACGCGGAGGAUGUAAUAUAAAUGCUAUACGAGAGAUAUCUGGUGCUCAUAUAGAAGUGGAAAAACAAAAAGGACAGGGAGAUCGUAUGGUUGUUAUUAAAGGAUCAGCUGAUGCCACUAGACAUGCACAGCAAUUGAUUGUUGCGUUGUCUAAAGAGACCGAUAAAGAUUUGUCGGAAAUUAUUAAAUCAAUGGGUUUAAGUCGACCCACAAGUGUGAGCAGUGACGAGAUUAUCACUACUAAAAAUCCACAGAAAAGUCAAAGCACAGCCAUUAUGGCCUCAACACACCGAUCACACAAUACGAAUAAUGUCCUCAAGUCAUCAUCGAUGAGUUCUGUCAGUUCAAUGAGCUCGACAUCAAAUGUAACCACUUUUACCAACCGUUCGACUUUAUUAGUCAAACCGACAGCCAUGAAUACGCAAUUAUCUGCACCGUUUGUCAAUGCAUGGACUAAUAGGUCCAAUAAUUCACGGACAUCACCAUUGACCACAACAACAACAGUGGCCACACCAAUCGUUAAUUCCAAUACAACUAACUCAUCUGCAGUAAUAGCAUCGACGUAUUCGACUCAACCACUGUCCGUCUCAACCAAAUCAACUGUUUCCUAUACAAUGGCAGUGGCUUCUAAAGGCAAAAACACAAAGACAACAACAACCAUAUCCAACACUCAUGUCUCCAAUUCUAAAAUAAUCUCAAGUUCUGAAAUUAAACCAACGAUACCAACGAUGACUAACCAAAUACGUCCGACUGGUGCUCCACAUGGAGUCCAACCAUUUAAUAAUCAGGUAUUUUCUGGCGCUCGUGUUGCUGUUCCCAUGGCUAAUGCAAAUGGUGUAAAAAAUAUGUCACAUUUGCCAUCCACUAAACAACCGUUCAAUAAUGUCCAAACAAUUACCACAACUCAAUCUCCGACAAAAUCUUCAACAGUCGCGUCAACUGAUGAGAGCAGCAAACCAUUGACCACAACUACAACACCAGAAUACACUCCAUUCAAUAAUCUCUUUAGUAAAGUAGCUCAAGGAAGUGUUUGGGGACAGUCUAAAGAUAAACCAAAUUUUGCGAGUGUGGCCGCAUCGGGACUUCCCACUAAUACCUCAGCCAUUUCGAACAACACGACUAGUUUGUCAGUACCUAUUGGAGUACUUGUUCAGCAACAAUCAACUAAAGAACUAUCAAUAGACGCCAGUAAAGCUCCCGGUUAUAGAGGCAAUCUUCACGUAUCUCCUUCUACAUCAAUGACUGCUUCGGGUUCCUCAAAUCUAGGACCAAUUGGAAGUGGUCAUACAAGAAGUGCUCCAUGCACACCACCAUUAAUCUUGAAUGCCGGUCAACUGACACCAUCGAGUGCUACCAAAUUAACAACACCUCCAUUGUCUGGGACGCCUACACCUCCACCACGUAAUCAAAGUCUAUCGAUGACUGACUCACAUAAUACGUCUUAUUUAUUGACCAAUGAAUCGAAACAAUCUCCUGUUAGCGCUAACCCUUCCCCAAGUCAUCAAUUGAUUACUACUUCCAAUAUUACUUCGACAUCUAACGUAUCUUCAUAUCAACAGUUAUUUCAGUCCAAUUCACUGAAUAGUCCUAAUCCUUCAACUAUUGUUCCUAAUGCUAUUAAAUCGUCGCAUAACUACAGUAUGUCAUCACCGAUGAACGUCUCGCAAAGGCAUUCAUAUGGGAAUAAUUCUGUAUAUAACCAGAAUAUGCAGUCAAGUGUCCAUCAAAUGCAAAUGAAUAGCGAACAAAACCUAUCAUAUAAUGUCUCUCAGAGUAAUAUAAUCCAAAGUAACCUCAAUCCUAAUGCACCUGAUUUUUCGACACGUGUUUUGCAACCAACACAAGCGGCCAACGGGUCUUCAAUGGCCGCACAAAAGAGAAUGGCUAUGAAUUCUGUACCGAAUGCAAACGCGAUUGUACUUCAAGACCAGAUGAGAGCUGCUAUAUUGGCUGCUUCGGCAAACCUACAGCUGCAGACACUGCAAAAACAACAAGCAGUUCGUAUGCAAAUGGCAGCCACAAGUGGUCUUCACGCUACAGAUUUCGUGAACAAUACCCCUCCGCCAUCACCUGAAACUCUCAGACUUUUACAUACGGCUAUUAAUAGUUUACCAAAUGCCGGAUCCAAUCAAAGCUUACAGCAGUUGACAUUAAUGCAAAACUCUAAUUAUAUCCAACAACAACAACAACAACAACAAACACAACAGUCACGACUUGCACAGUCACACCUCAACUCAAUGUCCGCUCAAAAAGAUAUUGAAAAUAGUGUUUCCGAUUAUGAAGAGCGAAGACUACCCCGUCCUAUAGGAACCGAAAGAGCACAACGAAAGCAUCCGAACCCUAUAUACCAACAAAUGAAUUCAAUGUCAAACAUGAACGAUAGUAUUUGGCCACUUGAGGCUCCCAAUGAUAUGACUGAUUGGAUCCAAUCACAACAACAACAACAGACACAAAUGCCAAACACAAACAUAAUGUCUGAUAUAAAUCAAAGCCGUUUCAAUGCAGAUGAUAUGCAACAUUUGGAGUCAACACAGUAUCAGAUGAAUAUGGCCUCACAUUACUCAACACCAACUUUACCAUUGAUGGGCAUCAACGGAGUUCCUCCACCUCUCUCGUCAGCUCUCUAUCAAUCGUUAUCGACCAACACUGGCAUUACAGGUACUGACAGCGACUACUGGAAUGCAAAGAUGGCCUUAUCGGCGAUGAAUGUCAAUCUCGACAAUACUUUACCGUCUAAUCAAUCGUCAAAUAGCGACCAAAAAUUGAACUGGAAUCAUUGGAAUCACCAAACGUGACGACUCAAGUGCUUCAAUUGAUUUGGGUUUUAUGUCAUAAUUAACCGUAUUUUUAGUAAAAUGAACAAAUGGUCGGUGCAUUGUUUGAUUUUUCUAAUAUAUAUCAAUUAUGCAUCGCAUUUGAUUUCAUUAAGUGAUUUUAGAAAUUGAAUGCAAACACAUAUAUAUUAUUUGUUAAUUAUUAUAAUAAU